UUUUCAAAAUAUAAUUAUAACAAAACACGUGACCUAAACCUCGCGGUAGGCGCCAUAUUGGAUUGUACAUGCGAUAACCGAAGAAGAAACAGGAAAGUGCAAGAAAAUGUCUCGAUACAGGGACAACAACUUGGAAGGAAAAAUUUAUGUUGGGGACUUGAGUCGUGAUGCCAAUGAAAAAGACCUGGAGAGAGCAUUUGAGUAUUAUGGCAGGCUGAGAAAUGUUUGGGUUGCACGCAAUCCAGCAGGUUUUGCCUUCAUUGAGUUCGAAGACCCAAGAGAUGCUGAUGAUGCAGUACGAGGCAUGGAUGGAACGUCAAUCUGUGGCUCUAGAGUUAGAGUAGAACAUUCUACAGGGAAAGUACGGCCAAAACCUUGGCUUCGUGGGGGCCGACCGCCAAGGUCUGGAGGAGGGCGUCGACCUUUUCAUCCUGAUGACAAAUGUUAUGAGUGUGGUGGAAGAGGUCACUAUGCAUAUGACUGCACACGCAGGGGCAGGUCUCAUAAAAGCUCCAGAAGGUCAAGAUCAAGGUCCAGAUCCAGGUCCAGAUCCCCAAGGAGACGUAGUUAUUCCAGAUCACGUAGCAGGAGUGGAAGUAGACCUAGAUACCAUACCAGAAGUAGGACAAAGAGCAGGUCUUCCUCCCCACCUAGAAGAAGGACCAGAAGUAUCAGCAGAGAGGGAAGUGCAAAGCAUGAUGAACGCUAGAAUUCCAAAUCCGUGCUGUGUACCUUAUACACAUGACUUGUUUUUCCAUUCAUGACACAUCCUUUGUAUUGUAUAUUGAUUCAUUUUUACGAGUAAAGACAACUUGCACAUCUUUCUGCACUAAUUUUAACUAAGUACAGGUUAGAAGAAAGCUUUUUGUGAUACCAUUUUCUGUAUUGGUGUCAUAACAUUGGAAAUUUUAACACAAUUUAAAGUUUUAAGUGGUCAUGCUUACUGUUAUCAUUACAAUCAAGUGCAUUCAAUCAGUGUAUUCAAAUUCAUUUUCACAGGACCAGAAACAUGCAUUAAAAACAACAAAAAACAUUCAGUUAGGAGGUAAAAUAUGUCAAUACAAGGAAUUCUAAAGUUUUUUUGUUUGAAAAAUGAGUACAUAUGUAUUUGAAUCUUCAUUUCCUUCUAUCACUAAUGGCGUAGUAUUUCAUUGAUAUCAAAACCUCUACUACAUUUUCUUUAUGUAUAGAAGAGAUUUAAGAAAAAUAUAAGUAUUUGUAUAUUGCUUAAGGUUAUGGCCCGUAAAUCCAUUACUUGAAACAGAAAUGGGUAAGAAAAGUUUAUAAACAUUGUACAGUUGAAUAAUGUGUAGACGUUCAUUUAAAACAAAUGAGCAACUUCUCUUACAGUCAGAUUGAUUAUAGCUUUGUGUUUUUCAUGUGUUGAAUUUUAUAUGAUGUUUUACGUGUAUAAGAUUUGUAAUAAAUGUGUAAUAAAAUGUUUGAAUGUC
Messenger RNA from Ostrea edulis (European flat oyster), 1451 nucleotides. RefSeq names its product serine/arginine-rich splicing factor 7-like. The transcript is spliced from 5 exons. NCBI's taxonomy places the organism in Eukaryota, Metazoa, Mollusca, Bivalvia, Ostreida, Ostreidae. Bases 107 to 709 code for a protein of 200 amino acids. The record is from RefSeq and is a predicted model, not a curated record. Gene Ontology annotation, molecular function: RNA binding; zinc ion binding. Gene Ontology annotation, cellular component: nuclear speck. Gene Ontology annotation, biological process: mRNA splicing, via spliceosome.